UCCCAUUUUAGUGUGAGUGCAGCUAUGAGGCUUUCUUUGUAGCAAGAAAAAACAUUUUGUCCUGAGCCCUGGGCUUAAAUGCAGUUCACGGAUUACGACAGUCCAGGUUUCCGGCUGCUAAACAUCACUUUCUGAUCAAUGAGUGUGCAGGACAGAUUUAAUCUUUUUUCGCACAAUAUGUUUUACGGUUUCGUAAUAUAUAAGAUCCGGAAUAGUUAUACUGUUUGUGUCAUUCUCUAAUCCCGAAGUGGAAAUUUUCCCAUUAUUCAACGAUCACCAUGACCAUAAUUCGUGAUUUAUUUGAUUUUUGACCAACAAUUAAUCCGCGUGCAUGUCUUAUGUUUACCUGUGUAUAUGCUCUUGUCACUCAUCGUGGGGCGCUUGAAAAAUGAGCCAAGAAUUUUUGGGGUGGGAUUAUCCUACCAGUUCGCCGGAUAGUCACGAACCUCGCGGACACCGGCAAUCGCGAUUCAGCAUUCCCUUUGGCUCGCGAAACAACAGUACAGAUGGCGCCGUUAAACCACGAUCCCUUAGCAUCAUCAGCCGACUGAAAUGGCUUUUUCACGCACUUGAUGGAGACUUGGAAGACUGGGAGCAGUGCCGCAAUCUGUCCAGACCAGGAAGUCUGGAUGCACUGUGUUUGACAACGCGGUUCACCCGGAAGGAAAUCCAAGCGAUCUACAAUGGCUUCAAACAGGACUGCCCCAACGGCACCGUCAGCAAAGAAAGAUUUAAGGAAUUAUAUUCGCAGUUUUUCCCACUUGGAGAUGCGCGAACAUAUUCGGGGCAUAUCUACGAUUCACUAGACAAAAAUUCCGAUGGAAAUGUCACAUUUGAUCAAUUUAUUGUGACCAUGUCUGUGAUGUCCAGAGGCACAAUAGAUGAAAAAAUCCGCUGGAUAUUUAAUCUUUAUGACCUUAAUGGCGACGGGUCAAUAUCUCCCGAAGAAAUGCAUAUCAUCGUUUCCUCCAUUUAUGAUAUGCUUGGGAAAAGGACAUAUCCUCCUGCUGAUGAGGAAUACAUCCAAGAACAUGCCGAUCGUAUCUUCCGGAAAAUGGAUUUAAAUGGAGAUGGAGUUAUAACAUUUCAAGAGUUCCAGGAAGUGUGCCGAAACGAUCGGGAGAUAGCCAAAGCGAUGGAUCUUUUCGACACAGUUUUAUGAUACGGUGGAUGGCACACAGCCGGUGUCACUGUCCAUCUCUUCCAGCGGACUGUCAAAAUUUACAGAACGGAUGUGAUAAUACUGAACUACUCGUAAUGGCUGCUAUGAAGACAAAAUUUCGCUGUGUACAAGUAUUUUAUUAAUACUGAUAAUCCUGCCCGUAUAUUGAUAAUACAGUUAAAACCGUAAUUCUUUGUUACUGUUACCAUUUUGUAAUUUUCUAUGCUGUUAGCCAACAGCAAGUGACGGUAAAAUACGGGGAACCGCGUUUGUGCCGCAAAUGCAUAACAAAAAAAACUGAGCAAAAGCCAGCGCACUUUGAAAUAGCAACGUACGGUUUCU
This is a messenger RNA of Paramacrobiotus metropolitanus, 1504 nucleotides long. Its product is annotated as Kv channel-interacting protein 2-like. The coding region runs from base 389 to 1162 and encodes 257 amino acids. The record is from RefSeq and is a predicted model, not a curated record. NCBI's taxonomy places the organism in Eukaryota, Metazoa, Tardigrada, Eutardigrada, Parachela, Macrobiotidae. Gene Ontology annotation, molecular function: calcium ion binding. The transcript is spliced from 5 exons.